Molecule: messenger RNA, 951 nt
Organism: Caenorhabditis briggsae
Lineage: Eukaryota; Metazoa; Nematoda; Chromadorea; Rhabditida; Rhabditidae
Gene: Cbr-col-37
Product: Protein CBR-COL-37
Exons: 2
Coding region: 1-951 (316 amino acids)
Molecular function (GO): structural constituent of cuticle
Source: RefSeq, a predicted model, not a curated record
AUGGGCCACAUCCAAGUUCUCUUAUUCGUCGUGACAAGCGCUUCUGCCUUGGCAGCUCUCACCGCCAUCUUCUCGGCCAUCCAUGUGAUGACCGACAUCAGCAGCUUCCAAGAUGAGGUGCUCACCGAUUUGAGCAACUUCAAGCAGUAUGCUGACGACGCUUGGGGAGUGAUGGUUCGCACUGGAAACUCACCAGGAUUCCGUUUCGAACAAAUCACUGGAAGAGUUCGUAGACAGUAUGCUACUGCUUCUGGAGGAGGUGGAGGAUGCCAGUGUGCCGCCCAGGCCUCUGGAUGCCCAGCUGGACCACCAGGAGCCCCAGGACAAGACGGAGCCCCAGGAGAACCAGGAACACCAGGACAAGACGGACAAGCUGGAGGAGCUGGAGUUGCCGAGCAGCACUCUUCUGCUUCCGCAUGCAUCACCUGCCCAGCCGGACCACCAGGACCACCAGGACCAGAUGGAUCUGCUGGACCAGCUGGACCAGCCGGAAACCCAGGACAGGAUGGACAAGGAGGAGGAGCUGGAGCCCCAGGACCAGCUGGAGGACCAGGACCAGCAGGACCAGACGGACAACCAGGAGCACCAGGAAACGAUGGAGCCCCAGGAGCCCCAGGAACCCGCUCUAGCAGCUCUCCAGGACCAGCCGGACCAGCCGGACCACCAGGACCACCAGGAACCGACGGAGCUCCAGGAGGAGGAAGCGGACCAGGACCAGCUGGACCAGCCGGACCACCAGGACCAGCCGGAAACCCAGGAGGAGCUGGAUCUGACGGACAACCAGGAGGACCAGGAUCCGAUGGAGCCCCAGGAAGCGAUGCCGCCUACUGCCCAUGCCCACCAAGAAGCGGAGCUGUCGGAGCAGGAGGAGGUGGAGACGCCGCCGUCGUUGGAGGAGGAGGAGGCGAAAGCCCAGCAUACCCACAACGCAGACACCGAUUCUCAAACUAA